AAAUUGUUAUGGAUGAUCUUUAUUAAACAGAAAUUAGACAUAGAUAUCAUUCUUCAAUGACAUAUUAAGAAUAUUUAGAUAGCCAUGAUUAAUCACCUCCUACUCCUAAAUUAAUGUAUUUUACUUUAAUAAUGUUAAGGGCUAAAUAAUCUCCACAAACUGUCGAACCCUUAAUACUUGAACCUCCUAAAGGACCUAAGAUUCAUUAGUAAAAAUUAGCUAUAUACACACCUGAUGAGGUCAUUCUAGAGGAAUCUGAAACCGAUGAAAAGCAACGAUCAAAUUAAAUUCCUAGAAUCCCAUGCCAAAAAGCAUUAAUUGAGCACGUAAAUAGUAUUAUAAAAUUAUAGAAUGUUAGAAUACGUAGUCAAAGUGAGAAUUUAGGUUUUUCUGUAUUUAGAUUCCUUUAGUAAAAGAAAAAAGGCUGA
Paramecium sonneborni is the source of this 428-nucleotide messenger RNA. Lineage: Eukaryota; Ciliophora; Oligohymenophorea; Peniculida; Parameciidae. The record is from the annotation of a GenBank genome assembly.